GUCCACGUGAGUUAUCUUUUCAAGAUGGCUACAUCUGAUGCAGGAAAGUUAGGUUAGUGAAGGUUUUUCUCUUGCCAGUUUGAACCAAAUCAAGUGGCGCAUCUUAGAAGUAAUUGUUACCUGAAUUGUAACAAGAGGUAGUAUUGUUUGAGGCAGGUGUCUCGAGGGAAGGAGAGCCAUGUCGAUGGUCACAAUCAAAGAAUCUGUUCGAAUUACUUAACAUUGCUAGUAGUAUCAUCCUGUAGUAGUAUUAAGCUUAAAUGGUUUUAAUUCAAGAAAUCAACUGACAACUGAGUGAAAACUAAGUGGAUAACUUAGUUAACUUUACUUUAACUUUAACUGGCAUUAUUGAUCAACGGCUAGCUAAACAGUGAAAUUAGUACAAUUUGAUUUUACACUGAACUGUUUCAAAGGAAUUUAAUACACAAAAACUGUUAAGAACAAAAUGAAAUUAGAAUAACAAUAAUUAUGGAUGAUACAUACUCUGAAAAGGUUGUCAGAUGGCACGUAUACCGCUCUAAUGAUUGCCAGUUCAGAUCCUCAAGCACAGCAGAAAGUCUACUAUUAUGAGAGAAGUCAUUAAAGGGGUAAUUCUGGUUAGCCACUCAAAAUUCAGAAUCCAAUGACCAUAAGUCCAUUUUUGUAAAUGUAAUAAUGAUCUCACCUCCAUUAAAUGGACAUAUUAAAAACCUAUUGUUGUUAUACCACAAGGUGCUUGAGAUAUGUUCAAACCUCCUUGUUAUAGGGUCCCGAAUAGGUGUUUUGGGUUGUGGUAUAUUUCUUUUCUAAAGGCCAGGAUUCGGCAUUUUUAAAGCAAAGUGGGGACAAGAUUCGGGAGUGAAAGUAUGCAUGGGAUGUGGGAUGUCGAAAACAACCAUCAGGUUUACUAGACUGAGCAAAAAUUUGGGUAGGGAUGACUAGAUUAAAAAACCCGAUUACAGACCUUCUUUUUACUUUAUUAACAUCUGUAAUAUUUCCUUACACAGCAAUUCUUAGUGUCUCCAAUAAAGAGGGACUUGUGGAAUUUGGCAAAAAACUUCACGAGCUGGGAUUCAAAUUGAUUGCAUCUGGAGGAACAGCUAAGAAACUCCGAUCUGCUGACAUUCUCGUUGGGUAAUAAACUUUUCAUUGCUAAUCAUGUUUUACUAAUAACUUCAUGACAUGUCACCAAUAAUUAAAGAUCUUUUUUAUCUUUUCUAAGGUUGAAUGAUUAUUUUCACCUCUUAUACUAAUCCCACUUUUCAUCUAGGAUCAUGUUCGUUACGGGGGUAUGUCCAUGCACAUGUCUAGUAUUGCAAAACUGUCCACUUGUCUUUCAGAGAUGUUUCCAGUGUAACUGGUGCCCCUGAGAUGUUGGGAGGAAGAGUGAAGACUCUACACCCCGCUGUUCAUGGAGGUACCCUCUCUGCUUUUAUUUAUUUAUUUAUUUAGGUUUGCCAGUUCUUUACAGGGUUACCACAAGAGCAUAGUGCCAAAUAAUGCGAGCUUGUAACACUGUCCUUCCCCCAUGAGAGAGGCCACCACACCAAGGACUACGUCCCUUACUCUUUACAAACAGUUGGUUCUUUAACAUUCCACAGUAUUUUUAAGUUGUGCAAAGGUUGUGAGUUGCGGCCUACAGUUUAUUGUCUGUAUCUGAGUGAACUAGAAAGUCAAGGCGUUUGCAGAUGUCUUUACAAAGGCAGCACUUUCUCCUCAGACCCUGAGUGUUAUUCUGUCCGGGGUUUGAACCAGUGGCCUCCCGCAUGGCAGACCAGUAGUUGUCCAAUUGAGCUUACAGGGCUGAGCUUGCCAUCCUGGAUAAACGUUGAAUGUUAAGAAUAGAAAUAAGCGAGCAAAAUUAGUUUAGCUAAUAUUUGAAUCAUGUAAAAAUUUGUUGUGUUGUCUAGAUUGUACUUAUAUGUGGUAUGUCAGUGUGGAUUCGGUAUGACAUAUUUACAUGGAUAGUUUAAAUGCAAACUGGUUUUUAUUUCAGGAAUUCUUGCCAGACUAACUGAAGCUGAUAAAUCUGAUAUGAUACAACAAGGAUAUGAAUAUAUCAGGUAACAUAUAUUACAGAUCUAGACUAAAGUACACUUAUUAAAAUAACAUUAUACACUGUAAAUGAUUUGCUAUCAACAUCUUAUUAAGGCUUGAUCUCAGGGGACGUUCUGAAUUAUGUUUUGCAGAAUUGUGGUGUGUAACUUGUAUCCUUUUGUAAAAACUAUUUCAAAGGAAGGAUGCACAAUGGAAGAUGCCGUGGAAGAAAUUGACAUUGGUAAAAAUGCUGCCAUAUUUCAGCUUUUUUUUCCUGUUUACAUACUGAUGCUAUAAGAGAGCUUAUAACCUGCAGUGCAUGCAUCUUCUGGUGUUGAUUCACUGUGCAAAUGUUCAAAAGUAGCACUGAUAGAUAAAAGGAGAUAGCACAUCAUUGGCCUAAGGUAUAUGAAAUAAAAAACUGUUUUUCAAUAACUUAUAGGCGGGGUUACCCUUUUAAGAGCUGCUGCUAAGGUAUAUGAAAUAAAGAACUGUUUUUCAAUAACUUAUAGGUGGUGUUACCCUUUUAAGAGCUGCUGCUAAGAAUCAUGCACGGGUGACUGUCAUAUGUGAUCCUAAAGAUUACGAGAGGUUAGUGUUACAUUAUAGCUGCUGCUAUACAGCUGUUACUGCAGCAUAUAAAAGUUAACAUUUCUGUGUGUACUCUAACUACGUGAAUAAUCUUUUUAGAUAUUAAUUUUCUAUUAAAUCCUCUGUUGCUUAUAGGGUAGCUGAUGAAAUGACCUCUACUGAUGACAAGGACACCUCAAUUCAUACAAGAAAAAUGCUUGCAUUAAAGGUUGGCAUGGUUGUCAGAAAGUUUUGAAGUAGAUGGCUGAGUUGUCAAAAUAAGUGGCCAGUUCAGGGACAUUCUAUUUUAAUCACACCAUCUGUAAAGAAAUGCCAAGCAGAGUAGCCGUCCAAUACUAGUCAAGUAGGCGGCAAUUUUCACCGGCAACUGGCUACUUUUGACAACCCAGGGUGGGUGUAAAUCAACCCAGGGUGGGUGUAAAUCUAAGUUUAACAACUUUUUGUACUUUACUGCAGGGUUCUUUUCAUAACAGUGUGACAUGGUGGCCUGUUCUAGAAACCUAGCUACUUGCAUUGUUUUACUGUUCUUAAAUGAUAGCACCCUGGAUUGCUUUGGUUAAAAGCAUUGGGACUCCCAAGAACAUAGACACUGUAGCCUUAUACAGGCUUCCCAUCCAUGUGUUAAUGAUAUGUUCCAGUCAUGAGUCUCUCACAGACUCAGUGAAUACACUGUAGGUACAGGCUGCCCAACCAUGUGUUAAUAAUAUGUCCCAGUCGUAAGUCUCUCAGAGCAAGUACAUUGUAGCCUUGUACAGGCCACCGCCCAGCCAUGUGCUAAUAACAUUUCAGUCUUCAACUGCACAGAUGUACAGGAACAUAGACACUGUAGCCUUAUAUAUGCUUCCCAUCCAUGUGUUAAUGAUAUGUUCCAGUCAAGAGUCUCUCACAGUGAAUACAUUGUAGGUACAGGCUGCCCAACCAGGACAAAACUUAUCUAACCUGUAUUAUUUUAAUAUGUUUCAGGCCUUUAGUCAUACUGCAGCUUACGAUGAGGCCAUUUCUGAUUACUUCAGAAAGAAAUACAGUGAAGGAGUGUCUCACAUUCCCCUUCGCUAUGGCAUGAAUCCCCAUCAAAAGCCAGCACAGUUGUUUACAUCAGAGCCUAAACUGCCAGUCAACAUUCUGAAUGGAUCUCCUGGCUUCAUCAAUCUCUGUGAUGCUUUUAACUCAUGGCAGCUUGUUAGGGUCAGUUUUCAAAUCUAGUUACAAGUCUAUACCGUUAGGGUACUGCUGUUAAACCCAUUAACAUCUGGACUUUGCUUCUCUUGCACUAGCGCUUGUAAGAAAAAUUUUCCAUUCAGAUUUUGGCUGAAAUUGACAAAUCCAUUUUUAGAUCAAUGAUCUCAAAUUAUCGAAAACUAGCAGUCAAAUUGUUUGAGUUAUUUUUCAGUUACUUAGGCUUUGUUCUUACAUUUAGAUCUCAAGUUAUUUAAAAAAAAAAAGGUUGGAUGUGACUUGUCAUUUUUUUUUCAUUCUUUGAUGAUGAACCAAUGCAAAAUAAUUGUUUUAAAAACUGCUCUCAAAAUCAAAAUCAAAGAAUCUCAAGUGGUCUAGGUCUAGCAAUUAUUUACCAAUCACUCUAACUUUAGAAAGCACUUCACUGUGUUUGUUUGUGACCAAAAUUAUUAUUUUUGUUUUCCAUCCAUUUUAGUAGCUAUAACAAUCUUUUUAUCUCUUUGCCUGUUUUAGGAGUUGCGGCAGUCUUUAGAUUUGCCAGCAGCUGCAUCUUUCAAACACGUCAGUCCAGCUGGAGCAGCUGUAGGUGAACCACUGACAAAAGAACAGGCCAAACUGUGCAUGGUUGAUGAUAUGAUUGACAGCUUGACACCACUGGCCACGGCUUAUGCUAGGGCAAGAGGAGCUGACAGGAUGUCAUCAUUUGGUGACUGGGUUGCACUAUCAGAUGUCUGUGAUCUUCCAACAGCAAAAAUCAUUUCAAGAGAGGUAAAACUUUGUUCUGCUUUUCGCUUCAGUGCUUCAGUGCCUAACUUCUGCCCUAGGGUGACUAGAAAAUCUCAGAUUUUUCAUACAAAUCAUAUGCUGGGCACCCUAGAUUUUACAGUUUCAGAGCACUGGGGUCCCUUCAAUUUUCCUUACAGCACAGCCUUGAAGUAACAAUAUUAUGGUACAUUUUUAUGCCAUGCAUUGUUGUUGUUAACUUUGUUUUUGUGUACGUUUUUGGUGAUGGUUUUGUGCUUUGUGGCUUCUUCACCCAUUAAGGUUUCAGAUGGUAUAAUUGCUCCUGGCUAUGAACCAGAUGCAUUAGAAGUGCUGAAAAAGAAGAAAGGAGGCAAAUACUGUGUUCUUGAGGUAGGUCAAAUUACCUAAUGAUAAUGAUUGAUAUAACAAUAACAAUAAUAACUUAUUAUAAUUAUAUUUAACCAACUGCCUCGCUUAAGUGGAAGGUGGGUGCCUGGGAUACCCAGGGGCUUCCACUGUGGUCAGCCAGCCCCUAGCUAGAAUAGUGCCCCAUGGCUGGCAAAUCCCCGCAACCCAGUUAUGAGCCCCCAUUCCAAGCUGAAGGGACUCUCCGAGCUGAUGCAUGCCAGAUCGGAGAGGGAAAGAGGAGGGGCAGAUCCAGGAUUUUUUCAAAGAGGGGGUUGUUGUGAGAUACUAUAUUAAGGACUAAGAGUACAGUGCAACAAUGAUAGUUGUUUGUCUCUUUCUUUACCUGCCUAUUCAAUCAGACAGACUAGCUUGAAAGGGCCUUCUUGGAUGAGCCCUUACUAAGGCUUCCUAGCAUAUCUUGUCCACCUCUACCUCGAUUUGCGCGAAUCUCUUGGAGUAGUACAUGACAAUCACUGCGAGGUUAGAGAAUCACUCUUCAGACAUUGUUGAGCAGGUCUUGAUUCAUUUCAUCAGCUUUGAAAAUGAUCACUCAGCUUCUGUGCUUGUAAUCAGUAGGGUGCAGGCAAUGAGCAGAAGAUGAUGGAUGUUUGGGAAAGUAUCUUCAUCCCAAGCACCCCAUGCUAGUAAAAGGUCGUUUGGAAGCUCCCUAUCUGUUGAUUGCCAGAGUGUUUUCCAUCUACUUACCUCAUUUCCAAGGGAUUUGGGAAGUAGAAUGUCUUUCUCCCAGAACAGCAUGCCUUCAACUUCAUCAUCCAGCUGCAGUGCCUUAUUUACUAUAAUCGAUGGCACUAGAAAAAGCAGAUGGCGGGCAUGACGAUCUUUGUCAAAAAUCGAUUGCAUUUGGAUUAUUAAGGAGUCAGGAGGAGGAAUAGCUACAGCUGUCUUCUUGUAAUGAUCGAUUGGACUGGAACUUAUAUUAUCACUCUUAAAAUAGUAUUUUUGGUAUUAAAAGGGAUAGACAUAGGUAGCCAGACAAGUUUCAAAACUACCCAAAGGGGGGUUGCAACCCCCUCAACCCUUCCCCUAGAUCAGCCUCUGAAGAGGGGCUCAAGGCUGGGGGAAGCCUCAAGAAAAGUCAAAUAACCAGAACUUGGCAGACCCUGCUUCUGAGAAGGUACUACAAAAGCCCAGCCCAAUACUGGCUAGACUGACAAUUGCCUGAAGAUGCUGGAGACUCUGUUAGUGACAAGGCAGAGAAAGUUGAGGAGCCUGAAGCAACUGAUGUAGUAGCCGGAGAUCUAGUGUGAAAAUUGUAGAGGUCUGGGUGCAUGCAAGACCAGUUGGUUGAAUCUGAGGCUGCUGCUUCUUUUCUGAAGGCGAUGUCGUAGUGGAGCCAUGAUUUGUCAGAGAAGCGCCCUGCUGUCUGAAUAAUGAGUAACUUUUACUGGUUUAAACCUUUCCAGCGAGAGGGAAAGGUGUGGCAAAGAAUCAUACAAAAGAUUGUGAAGGCUUCUAUCCAGGUGACCAUGUCUGCUAUUUCAACAACCCGUUUCUUAGACCCUGAUACCACCAGUUUUCCCUCCAAAAACACGUGGGCUUUGAUUUCUUGAGCUUGAAUAUUGUCUGGUAGUAGGUCGGCCAGGUCUACAAAAAGGCCUGCUGUAAUUUUAAAAAGAAGCUUAUACGCGACUGAGCAUAGCCAGGACCCACCACAAAAGACACUAAAGCAACCUUUCCACAAGAUGAAGAACUCAAAGAUCCUAGCAGUGUACAAAGUUACCACAGUUAGUUCUAUCAUGUGAGCUGGAUGCCGCUAAGCUCAUGGGCGACUUGACUUCUAAGGUUGUGGACUGCUUGACCGCUGAGGUUGUGGACCACUUAACUGCUAAGCUUGUGAACCACUUGACCAGUAUGCUUGUGAACCGCUUCACUGCUAAGCGGAUGAACCUCUUGACCGCUAAACUCAUGGGCUGCUUGACUGCUAAGCUGAUGGUGGUCAAUGUAGUUAAAUUACAUUUAACCAAAUUAAGAACUUAUUACUAUUGUUAUUACAAUCCAAUCUCCCUGUGCAACCACCUCUCCAAAAGUUUCCCACUCCUCAGCAACAUAAACUAAGCAAAACAUAUUGUAACUUGGUUUGGUCUAAAAAAUAAGGGGGGGCCCUCCCCUGGAUCCACCACUGUGAUUCUUACACAUAAAAAUAUUAUGGUUUGCUAUCCUCAACUGGUAACAAAGGCCAUAUUCAUGAAGCAUACCAGUUGCCUUUAAAUUAUGCACCAUAGCAAAAUAAUGAACCUGUUGUGAUAAAUCAUAGAGCAGUCAUUUUUUGAUCAUAUCUAUCAAAACUUAAAAAAAAAAUGAAAAAAUUUGAUGGACAAACUUUUAUCACAUUUUAAAUUAUAAGAGUCACAAGUAAGAAGAUUUCCCUUUUUAACCUUUGUUUUUUUUAUGCAGAUGGAUCCUGACUAUGAACCUUCUGAAUCCGAGACUCGAACCAUCUUUGGGCUUAAACUUGAACAACUAAGAAACAAUGCCAGGAUUGAUAAAAGUUUCUUUACCAACAUACAGUCAAAGAGAAAAGAAGUAUGUGACUUGUUGAUUCCCAUACCUGGUUUCAGGCAACAGUCAUUCAUAAUAAUGAAAUUUUGUUGUGUUCUAUUCAUUAUGACAUGUUCCCUAGUGAUUGGUAGCAUCCUCAAAGCAACUUGGAAACCAACAAUGUAUGACCCUUAGGGCUUCCUCAUAUUAAUUUAUGCUAUUGUUUUUUUCAUUCUAUGUUUUGUGUAUGACAAGGAACUAAUAUUUUGUUGCUAUAAAAAGAGUUUUUUCUUUGAAUGGAAAUAGUAAUAAGUGGCAAUGAGAAGAGAAACAGCUUAACUCCCUUCCCAGCCAAUUUCCCUUUGUUUGUUUCUUUUUGGAUCUUUCACCACUUAAAGUGAUACCAGGUCCUGGUUGUUCAAAAGGUUGAUAGUGCUAUCCACCGGAUAAAUCACUAUCCAGCAGAUAAGUAGUACCAAAACCAAUUGCGUUAUUCACUAGAUAGUGAUUUAUCCAGUGGAUAGCACUAUCCACCUUUUGAACAACUAGAGUCUGGUGAAAGUUUAGUUGGUAUUGGGAGAGGGCUCCCACACUGACAGUUUAGAAUGCAACAAAUAGGGAUCUUAUGAUCCGACAACAGUGACGUCCAUGAAAAACGUUGCUGAAAAAUGGACUCCGCAUCCUUUCAAAUCAUUUUGCCAUUAUCCCAUGUCGCCAAGUUACUUAAAAGAAGAGAAUUUAUGUUGGAGCUGAAGAGAGGGGGGUGCACCCAAGUUCAGACAGAGAUGGUAGAAUUUAUCGCCUUGCUUUUCCAGUCUUGAAAAAAAAAACUUAAAAUUUGGUCAUUUCACAUUGUAGUCGUGCAGGGACGGCAAAUAAAUGUACAAAAAAGCAUGAUGCUCUUGCAGAGUUGUCGUUUUGCUGACUAAACCAUGUCCUAUUGCUUUUUGAUGUUGCUGUUGCCGUUGCCGUCGUAGUUUCAUAAGGUCCCUAAUGUCAGUAGUGGGGUGAUAAUAUGUAAGGCAAGUGAGUAUCAAUUACCAUCACAGUUGUUAAUACCUAAAUUUUCUUGUCUGGAAAUUGUCAUUAUUUAUGCAUGGUUCAGUUUGACUUGUAACCAUGCCCCUCCCCCACAACCCCCCCCCUACGGGCAUACCCUUGGAGGUCUGUUCCUCAUCCCUGAGCUCCUCAUUUACCUCAAAAACCUUUUUUAUGGGUACCUCAUUUUGAUCCGUACAAAAGCAAAAUGAGACGUUUUCACAACUUUUUUCACAACAUUUUCCAGAGUUUAUUGAGAGAAGGAUGAUGGAUGUAAUUAUCUAGUUAAAACAUGAACAAUACAUUUGAAAAUGAAAACGAAGAAGAAAAACUCUUUAAAAAAGUGCCUCCUUCGUAGAACACUUCAUAAGAACACUGAAUCUUUGUUUAUCUGUAUGCACCAAAAGCCUUGUAUCUGCUUUCAUAUAAGUUGUCUUUGUAUAUUAAAGUUAGACUGAAGAAAUAUUUCAAUCCUUCUUUUGCAAAAAAAUAAAAUCCAUUUGAGUAUGCAUCAUAGGCACAUUCGUUUCAAAUUUUAAAACAUUUUUGCCUCUAAAUAUGUGGUCUUUAGGUCCGCAGCCAUCGUGCAAACCACGUGAGAAAUGACACGUACUUCGCAAAAUCAAAGAGAAGAUAGUAUUUUUGAUUUGCCCCACCCCCUACCCACGGGAAAGGUCUGCUUCAAACGAUUCCCCACUCCCAGGCCAGAAGGGCCGGACUUGUCUUGAAUGAGGGUUGCCUGGGGGAGGGGGAUGGUAACAGAUCAAAUUGAAUGAUACAUUAGCUUCAUGCCCUUUAGUUUUAAGCUAUUUGUCAUCUUUCAGACAUUCAAUUGUCAUGCCUAUGUCUGGGCCUAUGUCAAUGAUUAGGAUUGUUCCAGUGAUGAUAUAUACUGAAUGCAUUUCACAUUACAUUUUACAUUUUCUUUUCAGUUACCAAAGAGUGCCUUGCGUGAUUUAACUGUGGCCAGUAUUGCCUUGAAGUACACCCAGUCUAAUUCAGUAUGUUAUGCCAAGGAUGGGCAGGUAAUCCAUUAAUGAUCACUUCAUCAGGGACAUCUCCAUUGUUUGUCGAAUUAGUUACUUACUCAAUUAAGGGCAUACCAUCUUAGCCAUGUCAGUUGUAUAAGCUUAAACCGGAACUCUGGUAAUUCAAUUUUCUUUAAACUAUAUAUGAUUUCCUUAGCGACAGAAUCUUUGUUUUGGUUUAAAAUACAAUACUCUAAUUUCAAGCCAAAUGAUAGAAAAUGUUAUCUGUAGCAAAAUUUUGAAUGUUAUUCCUUAGGCUACAUUUUAAAUUGUUUACAUCCUGCAACUUGUGAUUUAUUGUCUAUAUUAGGUAAUAGGCAUUGGAGCAGGACAACAGUCUCGUAUCCACUGUACCAGGCUAGCAGGUGACAAGGCAAACAACUGGUAACAAUAAUAACAUUAUUAUUUAUCCACCUGUGAAAUGUGGUACUGUACUGUGCAUGUUUUGUCUCUGAAAUCACCCAAUUGUCUUAGUCGUUGGAAUGCCAGUCUGCCGGACCCCAAGUAAAAACAUUCAGCCAUUAACCUCCUCUCUUACACCAAUGCCAAAAAAGUUAAUAAGGGAUGUUCAAAUACAUACUUUACUAUUCAAAUUGAGGAGGGGACACGAUCCCUUGAGAGCAAUGGUAAAAUUCCUUGUUGGAAUGGCUUUCAUGAUACUGAAAAUUAUCUGGAGAGAUUAAUUUGAUUAUCAUUCCUGCCUGGUGUAGCAAGAACUACAAUUUCAGAGGCAGGAUAGGGUAAAGGAUCUUUAUCUUGACCAAAAGCUAAGAGGGUGGAGCAAUAGACUAGUCCCUGUGAUGCCAAGGGUUGAAUGCUUCAUGAGGUACUGAAUUUUCUUACAAUGGUAGCGUUCAUCAUUUAUGUACUUUUUCCCCAACAACUGUGAUCUAUGCAUAAAGUACCUUAAGAGUUGGCCCCUGCCUUUAAAUAUCAGCCCAUCUUUAAUUAUAUCUCACAUCUCUUUUUUGUGUGAUUAACAGGUGGCUUCGUCAACACCCCAGAGUCAUGGGUAUGGUUUUCAAGAAGGUGAAUAUUUACUAGAAUGUUUGAUUGGGUUUUGAUAAUAUUUUUUCUAUUGAAAAGCUCUUUUCCUGUCAGCUUAAAUGCAGUUCUCUUACAAGAAAAGGUUACUGUUAGUUGAUUGAAGAUAAAGAAAAUUCACUUUAUACCUUGAGACAAAGCACAUCUAGAUCUGUAGAAUAAAAAAUUUCAAUGUCAUAGGUUGCAUUCCUUUGGGAUGAUCCAGAUCAAGAUUUAUGAUCCAAGAUUACUUGGAUCGAUCUGUAUCAAAGGAGCCAUUAUAUUCCAGACGAUACUUUUGACGCACCACUAUCCCGAUUUUUGACCAUUAAUUCCGAUUGGGGUCUUCCAAAGGAAUAUACCCAGUCAAGUUCAGUUUCAUACAUCAAUCAUCACCUUGGCUUAUUUAAUUGAGGCAUUAUUUUUUUCAGGGAGUAAAGAGAGCAGAAAUGUCAAAUGCCAUUGAUGUGUAUGUUAAUGGAACAGUUGGGCAGGUGAUAUUACAAACAAACAUUUCACGUAAUGUGCAGAUACCAACUAUUGAUAUCUCUUCCUACUGAAUUAGUCCAUAAGUGUCAAAUACUUGCUUUACCACUUUAAAAUGUCCUGAUCUAGGUCCAAUAAAUUAUUGCUGCGGUAGAGUUUAAGGUUUACCAAGGGGUCCACUUUUUGUGACUGGAAUAUUCACCUAUAAUUAUUAAUCAAGUUGCCAAGCAUGUAUUCUUUGCACUCACUUCAGGAUACAGAUAAAGAAGCUUGGACAGAAAUGUUUGAAAACCCACCAGAACUUCUAACUGAGGUAUGUCAUCGUACAGUUUGCCAUAUAUAUAUAGGCACUGAUUGAUUUUGAUUUCUCAAGUUCCAAUGGUUAGAAAACAUGGUCUAAAUCAACAAAACUCAGAAACCCAGGCAUUGUUUGGGAUACACGACAGCCUUUAUUAAUCAUAACAAAGUACAAUACAUGGAAAAUAACUAAAAGGUAAUCUCUAGUAUACAAAUAAAGUACUCCAACAAAAUAAAGAAGACCAAACUAAAAAAAUCAAAACAACCUCAAUCAAAUAAUAAAAGUGAUCACAUUGUCCAUGAAAAGAACAAAACAAAACCCUACAGGGAGGAAGGGAGGGAAAUAAUUGCUAGUGCAAUAAAAGUGAAUGUUGCUACUGCGAUGCCAAGUGAAAAUGUGACUAAACUAGAAUUGUAUCUAUCUGUAACCUUCAUGUACAGUCGUGGUAUUCCUGUCUAUCGUAAAACUACUAUAUCAUAGGUACUAACCACAUGGUAUUACGAAAUCUCUCAUGCUAAAAAACUACUGUGGUGUUCAGGGCUCGAAAUUAACUUUUUCGUUCGGGAGCCAGCUGGCGACUAAUGGAAAAAUUUUGGUCGCCAGAUCGUAAAUUUUGGUCGCCAACUUAUUUUAUAUAUAACUUACACAAGAACACGAUUUUAUACGUUACUUUGCAUGCAAGAGAAGUCACAACUGAAGAGCGAAAACAAUUAGAAACAACACGAGUAACACUUAGUUAUAAAGCUACCGUUGUUCUCAGGUGAUAUGUCUCUGGUCCGAAGGUGAUGGUUGUCUCCAAAGUCAUUUUAAAUGAAGCGAAGCAUAAAACGUUUUAAGUCCGUGGUUUUCAUUCUGAGACAAACACGGGUCCUUGUGUAUUUGCCCUUUGCUACUUCUACGAAAUGCCGUUCUAUAUUUUCGACUUGCUUUCCUCAACGCCUUUCGCUGCCGACAAACAACGCCAUGCUUGGCCCAGGCCUCUACACAACCACAUUGCUCGUACCAGUCUCCGACCGGGAGGAAACAAAAAUGGGCUUAGUGCAGUUUUUGGGUCUUCGUUUCCCUUUAGACAGAACGUUUUAGGAAAAUAAAACCUAAAAUGUUGCGGGAGUUACGAAGGCACCGUAUCUGCCACCAUUUUUGUUGUUGAAGUGCGCCUGCGACCCCAGUUUCGGAAGAAGCCGCUGAAACAAUAUGGCGCGCCCUGAACGCAGUAUCGACGUGUCGAAAUACAUUCCAUUUUUUCGAUUAUCUUGUAAUAUUCAGACAUUAUUUUACUGGGGACGGAAAGGUGAGUUGUAUACUAGCUACCAUAUCCGAUUGAUUUCCAAAUAUAAAGAUUUAAAAACAAAAGUUGUGUCGUGGUUUUCUUUAGUCAUCGGACAAAACGCGAGUCGCCAGCUGGCGACCAGUUCUGAAAAUUUAGUCGCCAGUGCUCAAUUUUUGGUCGCAUUGGCGACCAGUGAGUCGCAAUUUCGAGCCCUGGUGUUGUACUAGUCCUGCAUCCCAACUUGUCGCCUUCUUUUGAGAUUUAGAACUGCAUCAGUCGUCUCAACUCGUGCACCCCAUACAUGAAGAAGGGAACAAUUUAUUUCUUAAUAGAUUCAACACUGUUACAAACCAAUAAUGAUUUUUUUUUGUCUGACGUACAUUUGUGCCUGUGAGUAAAGACACCAACUUUAGACUUCAGGUGUGUGAUCACUGGAGGUAAAUUGAACUUGAGACUUCAGGUGUGUGAUCACCGGAGUAAAGUUAACCGGCAAUUUGGCCCCAGUUGUUCAAAGGCCGAUUAGCACUAACCAAGGUUAAAUUUUAACAUGGGUUUCUUUUUUGUUUGUUCAAAAGCUUUUUUGCAGAUAAUUUUCUCUAUUCUUUGUCGAGCAUCCAAUCAUCAAAUUGUAGGCAAAAAGAACAAAACUGAGUUUGCUUUUUAAGCUUUCAUAUCUGAAUUCAAAUUUCACACUAACCCCGGGUUAUCUUAACCCUGCUUUGAACAACCCGGCCCAGGUGUUUUGGAGGAAAGUGUGAGAGUUAGAGUGAAAUGUGAAAUAGGUCUGUGAAUCUAACAUCAGAGGAGAAAGAAAAUGCUAUAGAUUUUAAAUCAAACUGGGAAAAAUGCACACUCCAAUAGUUUUAGUAUAAGCUACAUGUAUUUUCUCCUAAGCCAUUUUUUUAAAGUCAUGUCCUAGCGGGAUAUCAUAGCAAGACUUUGUAAAGAAGCAAGGGAAGAUUGAUGAUACUUGCAAUUUUGAGGGUUGUGCAUGAGACUAUAGCAGGUUAGACAGUGAUCAUCCCUUGGAUGGUCAGCUAGCCAAGGGGAACCUUAACUCAACUGAUUGAAAGGAACUGCCCACGGUUGAAUCACUGGUAGAUGGUGAGAACCUUCAAGGGUUGAAAGGCCACACAUCAGCCAAUAAUAUUUCUAUUUUUUUUCCAAACACAGUGUAUAUCCAGUCACCACAAUUCAUGAAUAUCUAUGAUCUUUUGUCUGACUAGGCUGACAGAAAAGAGUGGAUUGCAACCCUUAAGGGUGUUUCUCUAAGUUCAGAUGCCUUCUUUCCAUUUAGAGACAACAUUGACAGAGCCCAUCUGGUUUGUAUUAAUAAUUUAUUAAAAUAUCUCAACUUUUUUUUACAUUGGUAUCAGCACAAACACUCAAGAGACCCAGCAAAUGGUCAUCAUUGACCAUUCCAAUAUCAUAAUAUAAUAUAAUUAUCAUAAUAGUCAACAUGUGAUUCCACAAGUGAUUUUCAGCAAGUACUUUAGUUCGCUGACUAACUUUUUCAAGUUACAAUGGCUUAUCUGUACAAGCCAAGAAUCUUGUAUUUAGCCAAAAUACUUCUGCUAUCACCAACACUUUUGUGGAAGGCUUAUCAUUUCUUAACAAAUUUGUUAGAGUAAGAACAAUUUUGACUUCAUAGGUACCACUGAAAGAAAGGUAAAACUAGGCAAAAUUGAUUCCUCCUCAAUGUUUACCUCCACUUUGUCUCUAGAAAUUUCAACUUCUUUCUAUGUCAUUGGCAUUAUUAUUGGAGUGAUAGAGCGGUUUUCACUUGACUGUCGUAAAACCAAAACCAAAGUAAAUACACUAGCUAACUAAAGGGCAUAGUAAAACCAAAACCAAAACCAAAACCAAUCCCUUUCGACAGUCAAGUGAAAACCGCUCUAAUGGUUUUUACAAAAACCCUCACAAUAGUUGGUCAUUACAAAAAUAUAAAGAAAAAGAAUACAAAUACAACUCCCAAACACUAUCUUUAUUAUAAUGUUUCUAAAGACACUUGCCUAAACCUGAGGUUUAUUUUUACCAAUGAAGCCUAAACUGAGGUGUUUGUGUUGUUAGAGUGGUGUGGAGUUCAUUGCCAGCCCCGCAGGAUCUGUGGCUGAUGAGGUGUGCAUCAAGGCAGCUGAUGAACAUAACAUGACUAUGGUGCUCACUAACAUGCGACUCUUUCAUCACUGAUUUAGACAUCACAGCACAGAUUCAAGCCUGCUUGACAUUUACAUAUUAGUCUACCUUAUUAAAGCAUCUUUUAGUUAGGUCUUUUCAGUGGACUUCAAACUGCCUCUAUUUCACUGAUGAAAAUGAUGAAGCUACAUAGUAGCUAUGUCUCACAUAAAGAUCAGUAGCUUUUUAGAAAAGCUAAGAAAAGCUCGACACCUGUUGUUUACUCUGUCUUAAGUAAAUUAUUAAGAUAUAAAUUAAGCAUUUGUGUUUGUGUUUCUGUAGUAACCUUUCUGACAAUAAAGGUAUUGCUGCACGUUCAAAAUGCUACAGGUAUUUUCUUGAUUGUUAACUGUGACUCUUGGGGAAUGU
This is a messenger RNA of Porites lobata, 15121 nucleotides long. NCBI's taxonomy places the organism in Eukaryota, Metazoa, Cnidaria, Anthozoa, Scleractinia, Poritidae. The record is from the annotation of a GenBank genome assembly.